UCCCAAACCUUUUCAUGCAAAAAUUUUUUAAAACAAACAAUACCCAUUGAAAAUUUCAAAUAUGAAAAAUGUUGCGGUUCGUUAUGCACUCAUCAUUUGAGUAACUUAAACUAAAUAGAAAUAAACUGAUGGCAAAAUUUUGUAAUAAGUAAAUGUAAUGUGAAAGAUCAUUUUAAAUUCGCAAGUUGUCUUAACCGGCAAACAAACUGACGUAAUCAUACCAUGACAACAUCGUUUUGAAUAGGCAUGUUAUUAAAGUUACUAAGUUAGUGAUAUUAAUAUCCUUAGUCUUAUAACGUGUCGGAUAUUAUAAAUAUUAGGAGCAUCCUUUAAUUUGCUGAAAGUGUUAGAGUUAUUAUGACGACCUUAAUAGAGGUCAGAUGUUUGAUGGUUUAGAUUGUAGGUUUGUUAUUAAAAUCUAAUGUUAUAUUCGCGAUGAACGACCCGUGGGACGUAAAAUCAGUGAGACAAUCGAAUCAGUACAUGUCUUGCAUGAAGAUUAAUGGUGUUCCUCUUCUACCACCAGUAUUGUCCAAAGAAUGUCGUACAGAAAUGAAAUACUACAAACUUUUAGCAAAAGAAGUAGAAAAACGCAUCCAAUCACUGAAACCAUUCUUUGUUGGCACUGACACAGACUCUGCCGAAGACAAAACUGAUGCACCAGAACUACCUGAGUCUGAACAGAGCUUUGAACUGCCCGUUGAAGCCAUACAAGCUGACAAAAAUGAAAAUAAGGAUAUGCUAAUAUAUCAGGAUAAUGAAAAAUGUCUUGAUGAAAGCUCUGGUAAAUUGUGCCUCACUAGCAAUACAUGUGAUAAUAUUACUUCAAAUUUAACACUUGAUGAAAGUGCCUCAUCUAAAUUAUCAUCUAAAUUAAUAAUAGACUUGAGUUUAAGUAUCAAUGACACUGGUAAAAGUGUUCUUGAUAGCUUUAAUAAGGCACAAACGGCGCCGGACGAUUUACCAGAACGAGAUUGUGAUUGCCCUAAAAAAAAUCAGACAGAAAUAGUAAGUAAUAAUGGAAAAACUUAUGACGAAAUAAAUGAGUUAAAAAAUGACAAACUUUCUUUCCAUGUCAGUAUUAGUAAAGAUACAGUCUCAGAUCCAAUUACUCUGCAGUUUAGUCAAGAUGGCCCUGCUUCUCUUAGCUCCAAAAGCUUUACUGGCUCUCUAAACGAUAUUCACACAGAGAGUAUCAAAGAAUCUCCUCUUCCCUUAACUCGUCAGAGGUCAUAUACAGUACUAAAACCAAGUCCUAUGCUUUUAGCGCAUUUGGAAGUACAAUCUAUAAAUACAGGUAUGGAUGUUACUUCGAUUUCGAUGAGUGAAUCUCUUUCUAAUUUAAGUUGUUCGAAUAAAAAACGAAGAAGCUGGGACUUAGAAACGGCUAAAGUAAAAUGGUCUUCAAUGGCUUUGGAACUGAAGGAAAAAAACAUAAACAAUGCUAAGAUCAACGUUAAACAUACAACUAUAAGACCUACUGCAAGAAAGCUACAAUUGACUCAUCCAAAACCUAAGUCAUUUGUACAGGACAAACCUAAACGCAACUCGUCCAAAAUUGUACCAAAAUCAGAACCUAUACAAAAGCCAAAGAAAGCCGUGAGUCCUGUUCGAAACCCAAUCUCACAUAAUAACGCCAAUGUUAAAACGCCUACUAACCAUUUAGGAAGUCAAAAGACUGAAGUAAAGAAGAAACCCAUUUCCGAAACCGAAGACCCAGCAACUCGUGUCAGGGAACUAUAUGAAAAAAUUCAAAAACAGCAGCUUAUUCAGAUGGCUAAUUUAGUUGAGAAACAAAAGAAGGAGCAAAUGCUUUUGCAGCAAGUGUUCGAGGAACAGAAUAAUUUGCUAUUUACACAAUUAAAAACUAUAUGCCCUAAAUCUCCAAAUGAGGUCAAAGAAGCGUGGGUGGAUAAAACUCACGAGGUCGCUGAUAGAGGACCGGUAAGUUUGAGUCAGUUGAUAAAUAACAAGCCCGAACUAAACACCUGUGACAGCCCAGUUCUUUCUACUUUGACUGAAACAAACGACUACAUUAAUUACUGCGAUAAUGUACUCAAGAAGUCAAGGGAUAUAACUGGGAGUAUGAAGAAACAGCAAACUAUGAAAGAUCGAGAGAAAAAUAAAACGCCAAGUCCAAAACCUCAGAAGGAUGGGAGUAAGACGCGUACACAUUCUUCCGUGCGUAAAAGUACGCCAACGUCGAGAAAGCUGACGUACGAGACGAGCGUGUCUUCAGACCGCGAUUAUGACCCGAUUCUGACUGAUCGAACGAACGAUACAAUGGCUGAUUUAAACGUUACCUUCCCUUCCGACCGCAGUGAAGAAAAUCAGGUCUACGCGAAUGUCAAUGUGAAUAAUCUAGUAGCAAUAGAAAGCCCGAUUUCAAGACCAAUAUCUUCCUGUAGAUCGACAGACAAAGCUAUCAGAAGUAUGGAAGAAACUAUUCAGAAUUCCAUCAACAGUAUGUGUGGAAGAACAUCUAAGCCUAAAAUGUACCGAGCACCUACAGCUAAAGAGCGAUCGGCAGCGACUAAGAUUGUAGCUCACGCGAAGGGCUACCUCGUCCGUCGACUCAUGAAAUCGGAACGCGUUCAGGCGACGGUGCAGACGAUCAAGGACGCGCUGAUGUGCGCUUUGCAGCUGCACCAGGAUCGGGAGGGGAUCAGGGGCGCCGAUGUUGACCUGCAUAGACGACUCAUCCAGCAGAUCACGGCUGCGUGUUAUUCGCUGCACGACACGUUCGUGGCGAGCUCGGCGGCCGAACGUUGCGCGAUGAUCGCGGCCGACCGCAGUCGGCGACGGUCGCUCGCCGCGCGCGCGUCGCCCGCCUCAUCGCACCGACAAUACCGCCCCACGGAUCUCAUGUCACAAAGCCACAGUGGCGUGUUUCCGACGCGCAGCAAGCGACCCGCGCCCUCGCUCAUGUCUCAGUCCAAUUAUGAGACAUUUAGUAGCGACAAGACCGUAAUGCGCCGCUACAUGCCGAGUCCGCGGCGCCGCCCGUGGCGCUGACACGAUCCGCGACCGCUGGACACUGCCUUGUAUCUGAGCUGAAAUAGGCUAAAUGUAUUAACGCUUCGAAUAUACCUUUGUUACCACUGCUUUACUAAAUAUAUUUUUUUUAGUUAUUUUUCGUAAACACAGCUUUUUUUUUAAAUAACGUGGCAUUGUAUUAUUUAAGAAGUAACAUUAUUAAACAUGCCAUGUAUAAUGGUUUUUUAAUGGAUGAAGUAUUUAUCAAACAUGUCACAGUAACGGGAAGUAGCAUAUUUAUAUUAACUGCCUAAUAAUUAGAAUAUAUGUACUAAAUGUUUAGUUAUAAUUAUUGAUAAACACAUUGAGAUUUUAGAAUAAAUAAAAUAAAAUAUUUCUGCCAGGAAAUUCCAUGUUCAGAAAUUCAGAUUGUGCAAACAUUCCAAUCUUAUAGUUGUCUACAAAUAAGGUUAGAUAAAGCUUACUGUAAUCAAAAUUUAAGAUGUGAUCAAACUGGAGGAGAUUCGCUACAUUACUUUGCUUAUCCUCACUGACGCUACAUUGUAGCGUGUAAUAUGUUCAUUUUUCUAUAGUCGUCUAGCGAUUCUCAAGAAAUAUAAUAUAUGAUUAACUAUUUGAUAAUGAGGCCUUUACAAAAUGUAUAUCUGCGCUAGUCGGAACGAUCGGUCCACCUGUAGGCUCGCGGGGCUUACUUCAGUUUGACGCGUUUCUUGGUUAUUUAUAUUGUGUUUAUAAAUACGUGCAUGUAAAAUAAAUUGUCUGCGGAACUAUAACAGUAAUUUUUUUGUAAUUUUUUUUCUAAACGAAAUUACCAAGUUCUAGUCACAAAUGUCCGCAGACAAUUUUAGCUUUUAUUUAUAUGGUAUAUUCUUUCACGAAGAAUUAUACAAAGUAAAGUUAUUGGUGCUUUCGAAAAAGGUUGUACUGAUUUGCUAUAAGGUAAAUUUCUUUAAAUAAGAAACUGUAAAGCAUUUUUAUAUAAACAUUGACUUGAAUAAAACAAACAUUUGCUCGAA
Messenger RNA from Vanessa tameamea, 4013 nucleotides. RefSeq lists its product as uncharacterized. Bases 436 to 3015 code for a protein of 859 amino acids. The transcript is spliced from 6 exons. Gene Ontology annotation, molecular function: protein binding. Gene Ontology annotation, biological process: ciliary basal body organization; centriole replication; regulation of cytokinesis. Gene Ontology annotation, cellular component: centriole. The record is from RefSeq and is a predicted model, not a curated record. NCBI's taxonomy places the organism in Eukaryota, Metazoa, Arthropoda, Insecta, Lepidoptera, Nymphalidae.